AUGACCUUACUGAAUAAUUUCUCCACCCUAGCGGGAUUGGUAUUUUGCCUAGGCUGUAUAUCCGUCUUCUACCAAUUGCUAUUGUCGCCACUGCGCAACGUCCCGGGACCGCGUCUGGCUGCUAUCUCAAGCAUCUGGCUAUGGUUUCAGGAUAUGGCUGGAAACUCACCGCAGAUGAUUUCUAAGUUGCACAAGAGACACGGCCCAAUCGUCCGUAUCGGCCCUAACGAGGUCAGCAUUGACGAUAUUGAGAUUCACAAUCGCGUCCUUUAUUGCCAGGCUCCAAAGUAUAUGAAGGCCGCUUACUUCUACGACCCAUUUAAGACUGGACCAUCAGGGAUCUUCCAGAGUUCAGAGCCCAAAGAACACUCCACCUUACGGCGUUUGGUUAGCAAGCCGUUUUCCAGAAAAAGUAUUCUACAGUUCGAGCCAGAAAUCUGGAAAUCUGUCGAUAUGCUCUCAGACGUGUUGUGCCAGCAUGACAAGGAUAACAACUGCUUCGACCUCUCAAAGAUGUCUCGCUGUCUUUCACUCGACUUUAUCACAAACUUCACCUACGGGGAGUCUAUGCAGGCAGUUCUGUCUCCUAGGUUCCAUGACGAUGUCCUAGAUGCGUUCGAUUCUUUUGCUGUUAGCAAUUUCUUAUUUAUGAUGAUACCUUCUCUUCGUCAACCCUCUAUUGCUCUAUUGUCAAUAUUACCUUUUAAGGUGUUUCAGGCUAUCCCGCGCAUGAGACUGCGCGUCCAAAAAGCACUUGAAAGGUAUGAUACUACGGGGAAGAUUAACCACGACACGGGAUUCCAGCCCCUCCUGCAAGCCGAACACGCCGCCUCCAUUACGCAGAAUUACCCCCUUAGCAAAGACUUUCUGAUCGCCGAUGGUCUAGCGGAUAUCUUUGCCGGGACAGACACUACCUCGACAACGCUCACUCUGACACUCAACGAGAUUUUUUCCAAUUCUAUGGUAUACGGCCGUCUCCAUGCGGAGCUGAAGAGAGCCAUCCCAAAUCUUAGUGACACUGCAGAGCUAUCCAACCUCGAGUCCCUACCGUACCUCGCCGCUUGUGUCAAGGAAGGCCUCCGUUUCAGCACUCCCGUCAGGUCCCGCCUCCCCCGCGUAACUCCCGAAUCCGGUCUUACUUACGGCAAACACUUAAUCCCGUCCGGCACCUUCAUUUCGUCAAGUCCCUAUCUAAUGAACUACAAUCAGGUGGUUUUCCCCGACCCGUAUACGUACAAGCCGGAGCGAUGGCUUCUAGACGAUCCAGAGGCCGUCAAGCAGUUAGAUAACUGCUGGGCUCCGUUUUCGAAAGGUUCACGAGGGUGCAUCGGAAUCAAUCUUGCCAUGGCUGAGAUUUAUAUAACUAUUGCGGCGAUUGUGAGGCGGUUUGAGCUGGUGGAAAAGAACUUUGAGGAACUGAAGAUCAGAGAGAUUUUUGGGGUUAUUUUUGAUGAGCCCCUAGCUAUGAAGUUGAAAAGCGUCCAGGAGUGA
Molecule: messenger RNA, 1491 nt
Organism: Penicillium lagena
Lineage: Eukaryota; Fungi; Ascomycota; Eurotiomycetes; Eurotiales; Aspergillaceae
Product: cytochrome P450
Exons: 6
Coding region: 1-1491 (496 amino acids)
Molecular function (GO): heme binding; oxidoreductase activity, acting on paired donors, with incorporation or reduction of molecular oxygen; monooxygenase activity
Source: RefSeq, a predicted model, not a curated record